This is a messenger RNA of Biomphalaria glabrata, 14417 nucleotides long. RefSeq lists its product as uncharacterized. Gene Ontology annotation, molecular function: protein binding. The coding region runs from base 335 to 6646 and encodes 2103 amino acids. The transcript is spliced from 55 exons. The record is from RefSeq and is a predicted model, not a curated record. Lineage: Eukaryota; Metazoa; Mollusca; Gastropoda; Planorbidae.
AACACUGAAAACAAACACAUUAUGGCAUCCUCUUGACGACGACACAGUCACGAUGUGUGUAUAAUCAUAAUGUACAACUUCUGUGAAAUCGAUGUUUAGACAUCUAGAGUGUAAUAAAAACAUGUUUCGAAGAGUUUAUUAAUAGAAUCACUAAGAAUCUAGAUUAAUCUAGAUAUAGAUUAGUUAGGUAAGAUAACGCGUAGAUUCUACUCUAGGUAGGACUAGAUCUAGGACUAAAACUAAAAGGACGUGUCACGGUCGUAAUCAUCUUGACUUGAAUGAUUUUCAAUCUUGAUCUUCUUUAUUGAAUUAAUUAACGAUUCUUCAUUGAAAAAUGGCCUAUUUACGAACUAUAAAUGAGAGUGAUCUCAAGGGUGAAGAUGAUUCAUCAUACCAAAAAGUACUUCAUCAAGAAAGAAAAUCUUUGGAAUCACAUGACAACAAUUUGCAAAAGGAACAGAAAAAUCGUUCCAAAUCCAAAAAAGAUGAACUUAUUACCAGAUACGCAUCUGACUUUAUGCCCCAGCCUCCAAAAAAGGAAAGAAAAACUCAACCCUUUUUUCAUGAUAACCUGGAAACUAAGGAUUUCAAAGUUAGUCAAUAUAUGGUCAUACCUAGUGUUCCUGCUUAUUCACCAGUAGAUGAAGGAAUGAAGACUGUAUUAGAGUCAAGGCUUAAAAAAUAUCCUUAUGCACAUAAAAAACUUGUCACCAUAGAAGAUAUGAGAAAACCAAAGAUUUCUUUAUUAGGCGUUCUUCCUGUAAGGGCUUGCUCAGAUAUUCAAACUUUGAAUGUGGUGCUAGAAGGGGCUUCUGCCCUUGAAUAUACUUCUGUGGCUAGGGCAGCACCCAAGUUGUACAAUACUCCAGCAUCUUCAUUUGUCUUUGCUGAUAAUUCUUUGGGAGAAAUAAAUGAGACAAAAACCAAAAGUGAUACACAAAGUGCUCCUAGAAAACCUGCAAUACUUCCAGGAAUGGGAACAACUGUUUUAAAAUUAUGUGAAAGAAUGAAACCUAUCAAAAUUUCCUAUUUACAUCAAAGAAAAAAGUCCAAAAGACCAAAGACAAAAAGUCCAAAUAUGGCAGCAAGUUGUCAAUCUUCAUUUUCGAGUACUGAGCUGAAUUUAUCAGACGACACGACUUACACUACUAAUAAUGAGACACCAGAAGUUUUAUUUGCUGGUGAAAGCAUAGAAACCUACAUAGGACUAGAGAAAGAAACAGAACGAGAUGAGCUGACCAGCGGCAAUACAGUAAAAUCUGUGAAAGAACUUCUCGAGGAAGCAAAAUUAAUCUCGUUAGCCACUUCUGAACCAUUAUAUAUAAAAAAUGCCAACAGAUAUAUAUCAAAUAAAGAAGAAGGCCUUCUAGAAAAGAAUCAAAUGGAUAAAGGAAAUAAUACUAAAAGAAACCCAGUAAAAGAGAAUACAAAAAUAAGUAGUCAAAACCAAAAAGAGAAAACGUUCUCCAAUGUUGUUGACACUGUGGAAAUAAAAAGAGCUGAAAGAACAGUGGAUGAAAUUAUUGCCAGUCUUAAGGACCAAACUGCUUACAAUCAAGAGACUGAUGCUGAUAGAAAAAUCAAAGAAAUAAUGCAAAGAGUUAUGUCCAGAACAAAUAUUGAAGUUGAGGAAACAUUUGAUGAAACAAAAACGGAGAGAAAUGAAAGUUCGGCUUUAAUUACUGAAUCUGAUCAAGAACCUGAUAAACAAGUAUCCUCACUUCACUAUUUUGAUGAUGCAAAAUUAGAAAUCGAUGAUAUUCCCACGGCUGAUACCGGUACAUAUAAUUCAAAUGAUCUAAUGACAGAUGAUCCCGUUAGUUUUGGGAGUAAAAGUAUUGCUGACAGAAGUCCUUUGUCAAUUUCGGAACUAAAUUUUACAAAAACAGAUGAUAAUGGCAUUAAGGAAAGCGAAAUACUUGAUGAACAUUUGAGACAGACCAGAGAAGAGAUUAAUUACGAACAAAUGCGCAAUGAUUUAUUGUUACCUCCUGAAGCAACUGUAGAGGAUCUCUUGAGUAUUAAAGGUGAACUGAAAGAGUUUCAAGAGCGAUUACUGCCUUUUGCAAGCACAAGUCUUAAGCAUAAUAGCCUAAUACCAUCUAUUUCUUUCCUAUCUACAUCGGUUACUACAGUCCCUAAAUCUUUUAACAAUGAUAUGGAUUCUCGGAAGACACAAGAAAAGCAAAAUCAUAUUAGUGUUCAUCAUUUUUGUCACAACACUCCAGACUCUCAACUUCCUUUGGAACUUGUACAUGUGGGCAGGAAAUAUCACACCCCAGAUCGUUUUGCAAGUGUUGCGCGUGCACAGCGUUAUCGGUUCAGACCAGGUGAUGUAAUCUUAUCUGCGGAAUGCAGCUCAACGGAUAACUCAGUGAGACCAAAUCAAGAAUCUGAAAGAAUUAAUCAGGCUACUCCUAUGGAAUCAUCUCUAACAAUAUGGCAAAAAACAGCAGAAAAACUACUUGGUGAAACGUUGAUUAUGGUAGCUGGGAAAAUGGUUGAUAUGGGGUCUAAUGAAUCACAAAUUUAUUGGAACCCUGCACCACCCAAACUAGGUACUGCUUCAGACAUUGUAAAGGAAUUUUUGUUUCCUCAGUACCGAGUGGAAGGAUGUGAAGAAUUGUUUGAGAGACAUCCAGUUGAAACAAUGGAGAAAGAAAGUAAUACUAAUGAAGAUAAAGGUGACACAGAAUUGGACUUGGAGAAAAAAAAAUUGCAUGAAAGAACGGUUCGAAAACGACAUAAUUCUGACAAUACUAAACAGAAUUCACGAAAAAAAAAUAAAAAAGUGGACAAAUAUGACUGUAUUUCUGAUGCACAAUCGUGUAACUCUAUUAAUGAAGAUCAACUUGACACAAAUGAGAAAGAACAAACUUAUAGGAGACCUGUUACAGCGCCUUCUCUGUUAGCAACUAAUUAUGAAACCCUGAUUAUACCUCAGGAUUUUAACACUGCAUUACAUGAAAUUAAAGAGCAAAAAAAACUUUUAGAGAAAGUAAAACAGAUGAAACAUAAAGAAGUUGAAAAAAGGAAUCACCAAACCCUAGGAGAGGCUCCAAAUGUUUUACUAAAGAAGGAUAGUAUUAAAUUUGAAAUAAAGAAUGCCUCUGAAAAAGUUAAAGAGGAACCAACACCAUGUGAAGAAGCUAUUCAAGCAGGGAGGAAUUACAUUAUACUACCUAAAAAAAAGAAAAAAAAGAAAGGGAAAAGAACUUUAGAUAAAUCUAAAAUGAUUGCUGCUGAACAAAUGCUUACAACAAAAAAUACCAAAUUUAUUGAGCGGCGAGAAUCCAUGCCCAUGCAGCACAAAAUUAUUGAGAGAGAGUUACGAGUAUCUUGGCAAAUUAGACAUCGCAGAUUUAGUAUGCCCAGUGUUUUGAAUUUUCAAGAGUACAAGACAAGAAAAAGAAUGCCAUCAGAAGAAAAUGAGAGAGAAUGGGUAAGAGGUAUUUGGAACACCUGGUUUGAUGAAGUUUUUCCUCCAACUCCACAUGGGUCAGAUGAGGAAGAAGUCAACAAAGAAAUUAUUGACAAGAAAAUUAAAAAAGAUACAAAAGAAGAAAACAAUCAAUUAAAAAAAGAGGUCAGUCAGAUUCUCUCUCAAGAUAUUGAAGCUAUAGAACCUAUGAAGGACACCAUGGAGAACACUGAAAUCUAUCAGAAAGAAAUUACUAAACUGACUCAUGUUAUCAAUAACAUACAAACUCCAACAGCCUUUGAUUAUUGUCGAAGAGGAGCUCUUUACAGAAAGAUUGGUCAACUAAAAAAAGCUGAAUGUGAUCUGGACAGAGCAAUCAACAUGGAGCCUGACUUACUAGAUGCUUAUUGGCACAGACAUCUUCUGUACAUUUUGCAAGACAAGAAAACAGCAGCUUUAGAAGAUCUCAACUUCAUUAUGAAGAGAAAUAAAAGUCAUGCAGGAGCGUACAGAUCAAUGGCAGAAAUUCACAAACAACAGGAUGAUAUCACCAUGGCAAUCAUCAAUUACUCAUCAGCAAUAAAAUAUAACUCCUUAGAUCAUGAGGCUUACUUUCAAAGAGCUCAGCUUUAUGAGAAGCGAGGAGACAUGCUUCUGGCAAUGGAGGAUUACACAAAUGCAAUAAAAAUAAUGCCAUACCACACUGAUGCUAUCAUGAAGCAUGGAUUGUACUAUUUUGAAAAUGAGAACUGGGGAAAUGCAAUCAAUGAUUUCUCUGAACUUCUCAAAGUUGAGCCUUUCAAUGUCAAGGCCAGAAUUUUCAGAGCAAGAGCUUAUGCAAAGAUGAUGAACUGGGUAGCAUCUCUUCAAGAUUUGAGUGCUACAAUACAUCUAGAUCCAAACAACUGGCAAGCAUUUUAUCAGAGAGCUUGUAUACUACGAAAAGCCAACCCAGAAAAAGCACUUUUAGAUUUGAGUGUUUCAUUGCUUCUAAAUGAUACAGAGGAAAACAUAAUGUCCUAUCUACAACGUGGUAUUUUAUACAAUACUCUAGGAAAGCCUGAAGAUGCCAUUCAAGACUUUGAAAGUGUUCUAAAACUUAAUAAAGAUAUAGCACCUGCUCAUGUUAAUUUGGGACUUAUUUUUAUGAAUAGACAUUGCAACUACCAUAGAGCGAUAAAAACAUUUACUGCUGCUCUAAAAGUUGACCCGACAUAUGUUAGAGCAUAUGUUUGCAGAGCUGAAGCGUAUUAUAAAAUUCAUGAGAUGAAGAAUGCUUUGAAGGACUUCACAAAAGCCAUUCAUUUGUGUCCAGACGUUCAUUAUCAUUAUAUGUAUAGAGGCCAUUUGGUAUUGAAAAUGGGUCAAUUGGAACUUGCAGCUUUUUGUGUUAGUCAUGCUUCUGAAUUGGGAAUCAAGAAUCCAGAGAAGAGUUUUGGAGGUUCUGCUAGUCAGCAAGCUGUUGUACACUCAUUUUUAAACAAUUUUGACAAGGCGGUGGAAGCUUUACAACAAGCAGCUCGAGCUCAGCCCUCUGCAUCCACAUUCAUGCUGCUGGGAAAGACACACAUGAAGGCCAGACAAUACAAGGAAGCUGCAUCUAGCUUUAAUGAUGCUCUAGACAAAAUGAAACCAUGGAAAAAAGGAGAUUCUUGGCCAAAAGAAGCUGCAGAAGCUCAUUAUUUGUCAGGUCUUUGUUAUAUGGAGUUAAGAAAGUUUAGUGAAGCUCAAUUACAGUUUAAUCAAGCCAUAAAAUUAAAUUCUUCUUAUGCUGAUGCAUAUUACCAACAAGGUUUAGCUUCUGUUAAACUAAAGCACCCCAAAGGAAUUCAAGAUUUUAACAGAGCAUUAGCCCUGAACCCUAAAAUUUUCCAGGCUUACUUGAGCAGAGCAUGUUAUUAUGGACAAAAAGGCAAAUAUGCUAAAGCAAUCCUCAACUGUAAUGAGGCUAUAAAACUACAACCAAAAUGUCUUAGAGGAUACUUAUAUAGGGGAGCUUUAAAGUAUUGGAUCAAAGCUUAUGAAUUAGCUAUCCAAGAUUUGACAAAUGCCGCAUCGUUAGACACAGAGUGCCCAAUUCCAUAUUUUAACAGAGCAGUUUGUUAUCAUGAAAGUGGUCAACAUGACAAAGCUUUGACUGAUUACAGUAUAGUCUUGAUGUUAGACUCCAUGCUAGACUUGAAGGUAUUAGUCAACAGAGGAUUAUUGUACUUUGAGAGACAAGAUUAUAUAAAUGCCUUGCUAGAUUUAAAGGCAGCUGCUCAACUCCGUUCAACAGAUCACAGAAUACAGCAUACACUUGGUCUUUGUUUCCACAAACUUGGUAGGUUCAAGGAGGCAGUUCUAACAUUUAACAAAUGCCUCCAGCUAAAACCUUUCUUUUUAAAUGGCUUUAUUGCUCGGGGAAAUGUUUACAUGGACUUUGGCCAUAAAGAAGGACUCAUCUUAGCCCAAAGAGAUUAUCAACGAGCUGUAAGACUAGAUCCUCUUUGUCUUCCUGCUCAUAUUAAUUUAGCUUACGCUGCACAAGUCUCUGGUCAAUUCAUGCAAGCCUGGAAACAUUUUACAUCUAUCAUAGAAGUAAAGGCAGGUUACAAGCCAGCACUUGAAGGAAGAGCAAUAGUAAAUCUUCAAAUGGGCAAUAUUUUUGGAGCCUUUCAGGAUAUCAGUUUAUCGAUUAGCUAUGGACCUUCUGCUGAGUUAUUAACAAACAGAGGUGUAAUUAAUCAGUAUAUGGGUGAAAGCACAUUGGCUAUGCAGGAUUACCAGCAGGCUCUCCAGAUAGAUCCAACUUUUGCACUUGCCUACUACAAUGCUGGCAAUAUUUACUUUCAUUCUCGACGCUUUCAACAGGCUCUGCAUUACUACACAAUGGCCAUAGAAAGUAAUAACCAGGAUGAAUCAGCUUACAUUAAUAGAGCUAUUACAAAAGUUUUAUUGCAAGAUAUUAAUGGAGCAUUCAAUGACUUUGAGAUGGCUGCCAAAUUGUGCCCAUUUUCUGCACAUAUCUAUUUUAACAGAGCCAAUUUACAUGCCUCAUUGGGGAAGUUUCAUGAUGCUGAACAAGACUAUUGUGAAGCUUUAAAGAUCAAGCCUGAUGAUCCCAUGAUGCUUAAGAAAAGGGCAGAUGUCAGAGGUCAUUUAGGUAAACAAAAUGAGGCUAUUGAAGAUUACAAAAGAGCUGUAGCAAUCCAGCUUAGGCCAAACAAGUUGAUUGUGAAUUAAUAAAAGACUCAAUAAGAAAGCUUUUAAUACAUGUCUUCUAGCAAUAUUAAUUAUGCUUUUAAAAAGUUAUUUUAAUGUAAAAUUUCAGUUGUAAUUAUUGCCUGAUUGUGUAAAAUUUUAAUGAAUUAAACCAGUGAUGCCCAACCUAAUUCGACCUGCGGGCCAUUUUAAUUUCCAAAACUCGUCUCGCGGGCCACAUGACCAAAAAGUUACAAAAACUAAAUGAAAUCGUUGUGUACUUUUUUACCAGCACCACUACAUUCGUGUGAUAUUUAACAUUUAUAUUUUUUACGCGACAAAAAAAAAUUUAAUUUCUUUACUUAAAAUGUUAGCAAUAGUGUAGUUGUCUUUAAAAUCGACUCAUUUGCUUGUCCCUUUUUGUCUCCAAUGUCUAGUUGUAGUUAAUCUAUCAUUUAUUCGUGGUUCAAAACAAGGAUGCCGCUAUAUUUAUUUUAUAAUUCUGAUAUAUAUGUUGAUGUUGUAUUUUUUAACAGGCACACUUUCUUUAUAAAACAAAGAUGUUGGCUUAUUAUCAUGUUCCACAAAAAACGUAAAGAUCCGCCCACCGGUCCUGGUAGAUUCUACAAUUUCUGUUCAUAAACAUGAAAACAUUAAAGGUGAUGGUAUCAAUACAUCAGAGAAAAUAUGAAGGCCCUUUUCAAUUAUUUUUUUUUUGGAGGGAGAUUUUCUCCUCAUUGUGUCGAUGUUUCAGCGGGCCGCAUAGAACCACGUCGUGGGCUGGAUCUGGCCCGUGGGCUGUAUUUUGGGCAUCACUGAAUUAAACUGUUUCAGAAAAAUUAUGUAAAUUGUAGGUACUCACAGACCAUAUUCUUGAUUUUUAUAGUAUUUCAUUAGGUAUUUGAUUUUCAAGUCAUUAAUUAAAAAACAUAAAACAUUUGCAAAAUUUUUCUUUUCUAUAAUAAAAAGUUCUUUUAGUUAAUUAAGAAUAAAAUAAUUACUUUUUCUUCACUAUUUUUAAGCAAUUUUAUUUAUCACUAAUCAGCUUCUAACUUGAUGCUUGCAUUUUGUGACCCAUUGAUAAAUGUGUUUAAGGUUUUUUUUUACAUUUUGAGAAUUUUGUAUAAAAGUUGUUUUUUUUUUAGUAUUGAUACUGAUAUGAAAGCAUUACAAUUUAAUUUUGUGGCACACACAAAGAAAAUAUAAUUUUAUAUAGACAUAAAAAAACAUUUAACAAAAUAUGAUUGGAAUUAUGAUGGUUGCUAUAUAAUGUACAUUCAGCUACAUUGAGUUACCAUUGGUUACAGGAAUGGGUGUGUCUAGUUAGGAGAUGAGACUUUUAGCUCAAUAAAUGGUAUAGUGGAUUCAAAACAAUGUUUACUCACUCUAUAAACAUAGGUAACAUACUAUUUUUAUUACCAGGAUCAAAACCUGAGGCCGUUGGUAUGAAAGUUAAGAGCUUAGCACUUGGGUACCAGUACUUUUAAUUUUAUAUAAAGAAAAAAUAUGAGUACAAAAAUGUUGACUACCUUUACUAUUUUAACAGUGAAUAGACCUUGUUUUUAAUGAUUUAACUGUAUGGAAUUUAGCUCUUGUAAAGGAGAGUCAUCCUUGAAGGAUUAAGGGCACGACAUGGCUUAAAUUGUGCCGAUGUGCCAAAAACUCAAACGACAAAUUUAUUUAAUAAAGUAUUUAAAGCAUUUUUUAAAAAUUCAAAUGGUGAUUAAAAAUUAAAUAUAAAAAAACAACAACGUUGUUCAUUACUCUUUAUUGCUCUGUGCUUUGCUCCCAUGAUCUAGUUCUGAUAACCCUAACUCCUUCUUAACCAUAGCUAGUUCUAUAUUUAUUGAUGGCCAGACAAGUGAACAAGUUUACCAUUUUGAAGCAUCAUUUGGAAUACUUGGUUGCUGGUUUGUACAUCCAAACAACUAGUUCAACUAGCUUGAGACUUGAAAUAAACUUGAACAAACUUCUUUUUAAACAAUAAUGAUCAUUAAACUCAAUGUGAGUGAGGGCUCGAGAGGCUCAAGGCCUUGUGAAAGCCCUGGACAAACCUUGCGUAGUGCUGACAGUUCAAGAACUUAAAACUGAAUAUUAAUUUAUUAAUAAAUCUACACAGCUUUCAACUUCAAUGUAGAAAUAUAAGUUUCAAAUGACGUUGAAUAAUUUUAAGUAAGUGCCCUUUAUUUAAGUGCCUCUCUAACCUUUCUGCUUUCUCUAAUCUUUGAAUGGAAUGGGUUGUCAGCCAGGAAAACCAAAGACUUAUCAGUCACAGAUCAACACGAAUGACUAGUUUGACACAUAAAAUGUGUAGGAGGUAACUUUCUUUUUUGAAAUAACUUCAGUAAUCUAUAAGUAAUAACAAACAGUUUCCAUAAAAUUUAAUUAUAUUGUAACGAAUCUAGGGAAAAAAAAACUUAAUGAAGGAUCAAGGUGAAAUGCCGAGAGAUGUUUAUUCACAAUAUAUUAGACGAUCACAAAAAAACAUAAAUGUAUUGUGUUGUCUAUGAGUUCAUUUAGCUCUGGCCUGCAGGGUUCACUGUCGCCGCUGCCUUCCACUAACAUACAGGGUUUGAUACACGAUUCGUUCCACAGUUUCCUCACAAAACUUCUUCCUGACCAGACAACCUACACUGCUUCUCACCUGUGUUGAUUACUCGUCUUUAACAGUGCACUUGUGCGCACCAUAAGCUUCAAUGUAGGAGCAGAGAUAUACCAAUAUUGUUGUAACCCUGCAUGUUCCUCCCAGACUCACAAGUAGAGUUAUUUUUUGUUUAUGCUGUUGGGAGUAAAUGACCUGAACUAGUGUGUUAAUGUGUUAUGAAACUUUAGUGAUGACUUUGGAUUUCUUGACUUUGACUGAGGAUUUGUGUUAGUAAAUCGGGAUAUGUACAUUUGAAUUGGAGAUUGUGACAUUACUUCUUUUUACCGGGGAUAUUGAUUGAUCACAGUUGAAUUAUGCUUCUGCAAUCAGAGAGAUACCAGCGAUCUGAGAAUCGGUGAGAUAUUUUUUUAGUUCAUCCCACGUCCUAACAAAACAAAUUACUGGCUACAUACCUAAGCGCGAACCAAUGUGCGUCGCUGACAAUAACAAAUUUGUCAAUGAAUUAAAUAAUUUCUACAGCCGAUUUGACUGCCACAACUUCUAGAAAGACCACCAUGAUUUAUUGGGAUCAUUUGAAAACAGCAAUCUAAACCAAUCUCAGAACUGUUUAAUAAAGAAGAAGUGACCAAAAUAUUUAAACAAGAAAACACUGCCAAAGCCUCGGGACAAAUUAAGUGGAAAACAUGUAAAGCUAUGUGCGGAACAACUGGCUUAUAUCUUUUGUGCUAUAUUCAACAAGUCCUGGCAAACGCAAAAAAACUUCCAUUUGGAAAUAAUUCCAGUACCCAAAAAAAGAUCAUUGCUUCCAAUAACGACAUACGUCCCGUAGCACUUACAUCAAUUCCAAUGAAGUGCUUGGAGAAAAUUAUUUUAAAACAUGUACUGAAAGAAGCUGAAACACGUCUUGACCCGCACUAGUUCGCUUACAAACCGUCAAGAAGAUGCAAUACUAUUCAUGCUGAAUUGUCUAUACCGGUACCAUCAUCUUGAUACUCAGAGACACUACCCAGAGUAGAUUUCUCAUCCGCAUUCAACACCAUCCAACCACAUCGCAUGAUACAAAAACUAUCUGAAUUGAACGUUAGCAAAAACAUACAAGAUCGGAUUCUAAACUUUCUUAUCAAACGCCCACAAUAUGUAAAAGUGAAAAGGGGAUGUGUCAGGCACGAGAGAGAUUAGCACUGGAGCGCCGCAGGGUGCGUCCUGUCACCUGAGAUGAACUCCUAUUGAAAAAUCAGAGCAGGAAGGACUAGUCCUCCCAUAGUGCUCUGGCAAGAAACUUAGCCGUCCGGCGUAGUGCCUCAUAACUAUCAUACAAGUCGACAAAUGUCUGGAACAGACGUGGUAUCACCACAAACACCAAGCUAGGGGUCUAUAGAGCCGUCAUCCUCCCUACAUUGCUCUAUGCCUCAGAAACAUGGACAGUGUACAGUAAACAUGCAAAGAAACUAAACCACUUCCACAUGACAUGUCUGAGAAAAAUACUAAAUGUCAAAUGUCUGCAAAGCAUUCACACAAUCCUGAUGCAGUCCCAGCUGCGAUGGGCAGGUCACGUCUACAGAAUGGAAGACCACCGCAUCCCUAAACGACUCUUGUAUGGCCAACUAAGCGAAGGAAAGCGCUCGCAAGGUGGGCAAAGAAAGCGCUUCAGGGACACCCUCAAAGCUUCUCUGAAGGCGUUCAGCAUAGACCCAGGCACCUGGGAGACAGAGGCACAUGACAGAGCAUCAUGGCGUCGCGCUGUGAAAACUGGCGCACAGGUUGCUGAGGAAAAAAGACAACGCUGACAGAAGAAAAACGCCAGAAAAGAAAAGCAAGACAAACGACACUAGCUCCAGCUGGAAUAACCUGCCCAGUGUGCGGCCGAACAUUCCGGGCUCACAUAGGUCUCACCAGCCACAUGAGGAGGCAUAAAACCCAGUGCAAAGCCCUCAGUCCCCUGGAUGACAAAGUGGUCAUCAUCGAAACACGAUGGACGAACUAUAUAUAUAUAGUGAUGGGAACUAAACUAAUUUUUUUUAGUUAAACUAAAACUAAGUUUGAACUAAAAAAAAGUAAUUAAACUUUUAGUUAAUCACAAAUUGAAAAAAUUAGUUAAACUAAACUAGGAAACUUUAGUUAAACUUUUACUAACUAUUUUGACCUUUUUUAAGGACGAAACAGCCAAACAUGAAAAAUAUAAAGCACAACCAAUCACUUUAGCAAAAUGUAAUAAACAUUUAUUUGUGCACAUGAAAAAAGAUUUAAAUGUCUUUAUGGGAUAGAUGUAGCCUAGAUCUUAAUAGAAUCACUAGAAUGAUACUAUUAUAGAAAGAAAUUAGAAGUAAUUGUCCAAGUUCUAAUAUAAGUUACCUUUACAAGUAAUGAUAAAACUGCAUGUUGACUCUCUAACUAACUCUAGAUUCUAGAAUAUUCUGGAUCUAAUAUCUUCUACAAACGGAAUGAUCAGAAACAUAAUCUGGAUCUAGAAUUAGAUCUAGCUACUAGACCUACAUCAAAUAAUUAAUAUUUUAAUCUAAAAAUAAUCUAAGAAAUACUAGUUACUACUACUACUACUAGAUCUAAAAUCUAAAUAGAGUCUAGUAGAUAUCUUAGUAACUCUAGAUCUAGAGAUUUUAGAUGAUAAUUAUGAUUAUAACUAGAUAUGGGUAUUUAUGUCUGUAUACUCUAUAGUAAUUAAUACUAGAUCUAGUCUAAUAGAUCUAGUUAGUAGAUAUAAGUAUAAUUAUAAUAGAAGUAGAUCUAGUCUAGAACUCUAGAUUUAGUUAAUUUAGUAUUAGAUCUAGUAUGUGACAACUAUUAUUAGUUAGUUAGAUACAGUUAGUAUUAUAGUCAUUAUAGAUCUAUCAUCUAUGCAUCUUAGGUCUUAGUAGGCCCUAUAAUAUGUAAUCUAGAUAUAAUAUAUCUAGAUCUAAUAAUCUAAUCUAGACUCUAAUUCUAGAAUAGUAGAAUCUCUAAACUAAUAGAUCUAGUCUAAUCAUGGAACUAUACUAAUGGAACAACAGCUCCUAGUUUUUACUAGGGGAGUGCCGUCGCGCAUCAUUUUCACGCAUGGUGCAAUAUGGAGAAAUUCAGGAGGAUGCAAAAGAAGAAAUUUACUCCUCCAGUCACUUGGACUGACCUUCAAUGAGAGUAAAACUUUCCUACGCUUUAUUUUAUUAGAUCUCUAAAAAACUUCAUCCAUUUUCUCACAAUGUUUUGUGAUUUAUAAAAUUUUCCUGAAUAAGGGAUCGUCACAAAAGUUAUUUUUUUAAGGCCACCCCAUUAAAAUAGCUGUUUUCAGUACUUUCACAUUUGGGUAUUUUACACAAAAUCUGGAUUUUUUUUUUAUGUACAUUAAAUCAUUAUCAUCUGUCCCGCGUAACUAAAUCCUCCACUUUUCCCGGUCACCAAUGUUCUUAACAAGAGAGAGAGGCUGGUCCAUUAUUUGCGUAGUCCAGCCAGCUUUUCUUCUGACAAACCUUUUUUCGUUUAUUCUCUUAAAGGAUAUUUUUUUUAAAGUUAGUCUUACAAAAUACAAUUCCAAACCAACUCAUGCAGUUAUCGUCUUUUCACAGUAUUGAGGAGUCAUCCUUUUUGCCAGCCAGAGUGUUAAUUGGCAAAAUUAUUAACAAGUAGAACCAUGCCAACCAGUUCUGAUGAUGUACCAGAAUGGCUCAAGGAUCAUACUUAUACUAUUUCUACUCUCUGGGCAGACAUUAAUAAUAUUGGCAUCCAUUCAAUAUUUAUUUUAUGUUUGGAAAUGCAAGAAAAAGGCAUGCAUUCCUGACAAGUCAAUGAUUGGUUGCACCUCUCAAAGGUAAGAUAACUUUCUGUUAUGAGAAAAGAUGAGAUUCUUGGACUCCUGCAUAGCACCACCAGAAAAGAAAAUCCCAUCAUGUUGCAAAAUAAAAGUCUUGGACCAAUUUUAAUUUGAGAUAUAUAUAUUAUACUGUAAGCUCUAUACAUAUUUAUGUAUAUCCUGUCAUUCAGCCAACAGGUUUGGAUUUAGUAUUUCUUUAAAUCUGUUUGAUAUUGUACUUGAAAACUAUUAAUCUGAGCCACAUUAAAACAAUAGGGAGUGCAGUGAAUGAGUGGCACUUGGCUUCUGAACUGAGGGUUCCUGGGUUCAAUUAAGACUGGGAUUUUCAAUUUCAGAAUUCAAAAGGCUAGGGAUACAUGGCAAUAGUAAGGAAUAAGUAAAGGCAGUUUGGGGAUCCAUGGCUGAAUGGUUAAGUCAUGGGUUUGAAUCUCUGUGAAGACUCGGAUUAAAUUUUUUUAGAUUUUUGGGUGCCCCUGAGUCCACCUAACUCUAAUGGGUAGCUGACUUUAGUUUUGAAAAGUAAAGAUGGUUGGUUGUUGUGCUGGCCACAUGAUGCACUGGCCAAAGAAUCAAAUGACCUUAACAUCAUCUGCCCUAUAGAUUUUGACGUCUGAAAUGGGAUUUUUUUUCAAAAGGUGGUUGGUUGUUGUGCUGGGUACAUGACACCCUCGCUAACCAUGGGGCACUGAAACUGAUAAACUUUAUAUCAUCUGCCCCAUAGAUUGCAAGAUAUGUAAGGGAAAUUUUACUUUUUUAAAAUUAAAAUAAGAAUCUAUCAAAAGUAAACAUAAAAUAUGGUGCAUUCUCCUUAAAACUAAAACCUGGUGCGAAGGUUUAAAAUGUUGGCAAAAAAAAGCAACAUCAUAUAUUCUUAAUUCCCUUUGCAAAACUUACUGAGAAGAACAUGCAUGUUGUUCCCUCAUAAGUUUCUUGACAGAGGAAAUCUUGUUUAUAUUAGAUUUGAAUUAAGCAAAUUAAGAAAAAAAUUAUAAUCAUUAUUUCAAAUGGUUGUAUCUAAACCUUAUGAAUUAUUUUUCUGUUAUAAGUAUAUUGAGAUUAAUGGAUAAUCAUGAAAUUGUUAAAUAAUUGCUGCUAUCAUUCCAUUGACUAAAGAACCAUAAUUUAUUUUUUUUUUAAAUUAAUUUCAAAAUGAUUUUUUUCAAGCAUAGAGUUCACAUAGAUCUUGAGUGAAUUUUUUUUUUUAUUUGACUAAUGCUUCAAUUUUAUUGUAUCAUAUUAGUUGUUAAUUUUUAUUACCCAGAAUAUUUAAAAAAUGAGUACACUAUUUUCAUGUAAUAAUGUAACUUGGUAUUCACACAAUGCUCAAAAUACACCAUAAUCUUUAGACCAUACAGAUUUGUAUAAAUUAACUUGUUUAAAUAAGAAUAAAGUUUUUCUGUAGACAA